AUGGCCCAACAAAAUAGACAGGUUUUGAAUUGGCUGACAGCGGAUAGGGGAGGAGUAUGUCACAUGUUCGGGAAACAUUGUUGUACCUUUAUUCCAACUAACACAGCCCCUGAUGGUAUAUUUUCUGUGGCAACGGGGAAGCUUACAGAACUCAGAGUUGAGCUCAGGGAGAGUGCGGGCAAGGGGGGACUGUCAUGGGAUUGGUUAGACCAAAUUUUAGGAAAAUGGGGAGCCGUUUGGGCUAAGAUAGGACUCAGUGCAUUAGCAGUCCUAAUUCUAAUUUCCUUUUUGACAUGUUGCAUCAUCCUGAGGAGGCAGUGUCUGCGGGCUCUGGGCAGACAGGUGACUGUGGCGACUGGUCUCCAAAAAGCUCAAAUGUUGGACUUGCUGACGCCGUCCCAAAUGGCACAACUCUGUUUGAACGACAGCAGGGCAGGAAAUGGGGACUAUACGGACUUAUACCCAAACCCUGCCUGUGUGGGUGACUCCGAUGAGGACGAACUGAGUCAAGUGUAA
Xyrichtys novacula (pearly razorfish) is the source of this 516-nucleotide messenger RNA. Lineage: Eukaryota; Metazoa; Chordata; Actinopteri; Labriformes; Labridae. The record is from the annotation of a GenBank genome assembly.